CAUAAAAAAAAAAAAAAAAAUUUUGAGGAGCUACAAAUUGAUAGUAACUGUUUGUUUCCCGCGAAAAGAACAAGGAAAAAUAAUGGCGGUUGCUGAUACACCGAUUCUCUCUCGAUUAGAUCGUUUAGAGAACAUGUUGAGACAACUAGAAGAAAUUAGAUACUGUAGCAGGUCACCAAAGAGCUCAUACGCAUCUACUCCAUCAAGUGGGACCCUAAAUAGUGAUGGCCUUCCCUCCUCCGUUGAUUUCUCCCCAAAGAGUCUAGAGAAGCAUUGCCGUCCGAUUAAUCGUGUGGUCAUGGAGACUGGAGUCAAGGGGACCCUCAUUGAGAGACUUGAGCAUGUAGAAUACCGUGUAUUCAAGCUGUGUUUGCAGUUGGAAGCAGCGGUGGAAGCUGAGAAAAUUGGAGAAGAAAAAGAGGAGAAAAGGAGUCAUAAAAAGAAGGGCCUAAAGCAAUUUGUUAAACUAAUUAUCAAAGGAAAACACAAAGAUAAAGCAAGGAUGAAUUAAUCACUUAAUAUAAAUCUUCAAUUUCGCUUUUUCUUUUUUCUUUAUUGUGUUUUUGGUUCUCAACUUUUCUUGGGAAUUUUGUAAAGUUUGUAUUUUGAUAGACUGCGACAAGAA
Pistacia vera is the source of this 625-nucleotide messenger RNA. RefSeq lists its product as uncharacterized. The transcript is spliced from 3 exons. Lineage: Eukaryota; Viridiplantae; Streptophyta; Magnoliopsida; Sapindales; Anacardiaceae. The record is from RefSeq and is a predicted model, not a curated record. The coding region runs from base 83 to 511 and encodes 142 amino acids.